AGAAAUUUCGCCACUGAAAAAUUUUUACAAAUCGCGCUGUCAAAUUCUGUAGACUUAGGUGGUGUAUACGUUGGAGGCAGGACGUUUUCCGGAAUGCUUCGCCUAUUAUUUUUUUUCAAUUAAAACAUGCAGAAGUUAUCACGUUCGUUCCGGGACGGUGUGUUUAUAUAUAAAAAAUGGUCCAGCUUAGCUAGAUCGGAUUUCAGUACAAUUAUUGAUAUAUCCCGUAAAUUCUCCGUUCCAGCAUUCCAUCCCGUCCCGCCUCUCAUGUAAACAGCCUUUUAAAGGGACUACCAAAACUAACGGAAAAAUUGCUAUGGCUUUUUUGAUUUUUGAGACUGGCGCGAAGAAAUGACCCUCUGCCAGGGUGGUCUAUUCUGCUAUUUGAUUGGUCGCUCCCGUUAAUUAUGAAAGCAAAUUAAUUUAUGCGGAAAAAAAUAACGGAAAAACAGUAAUGGCGGUAAAGCUUCACUUCAAGAAAGAUGCAGAAACUUUUAUGCUACUUACUGGAUUUAAUUUUGCGAAAAAUUAAAAAAAAAUGGGCUUAGUUAGUGUAGCUAAAGCCUCUUUGUUAUACAUUUAUAGAGACGAUUUGUAAAAAAAAUAUGGAUACCAUUGGUGUACGGGAAGCCACGUCGGAGGAUUGUGAAGAAAUUUUCAAAAUGGUGAUUGAACUUACGAAGUACCAAAGCAAACCUUUAAGCUUAAUUAAAACAACAGCAGAAGCAUUAAAGGAAGAUGGAUUUAAGAACAAGCCUUGGUUUAAUUGUCUGGUUGCCACUAAAAAUGCAGAAUUAAUUGGUUACCUUUUGUACUUUCGAACUUACUCAAUACAACAUGGUCGAACAAUAAAGAUGCAGGAUUUGUAUGUAAAAUUAAAUCAUAGGCACGUUGGUGUGGGUAAAAAGUUGAUAAAAGAACUUAGCAUUAUAGCUGUUAAAGAAAAGUGCAAACUGAUUCACUGGUGCGUGCUGGAUGCUAACGACAACGCAAUCGGAUUUUAUGAAAAUAUUGGAGGAGAUAUGCAGAACAGUGUGGAAAUUGGCGUAAAUCAUGGCGAGUUAAAGAAUUUUGCUACAGGUAGAUUGUAGUAUAGAUUCUGUGACGGCUUCAAGUUAUAAAACAGCUUUAUACCAUUUUAGUAAGAGACAAAAGAAGUAAUUCGGGAUAGUACUUUCACUACCCUAAAUGAAACAUUGACACAGCCAGAAGAAACUCAACUCCGCUUUAUCUGAGUCGUAUUUCCUAAAUCAAAAUUGAAUUUUAAAGCUUGCUCUAAGGCUUUGAAAACUAUCAACGAAACGUUGGAAUCUAAAUUUUGCUUGAAUGCAUUGACUUGACUUUGAUUAGGUGAACUGUUAAAAACAUUAUCAGAUGUUUCCGAUUUAUAAAGACAUAUCUGUUGAUGGUGUUUCAACCCAUAUUUACUUAAAAUAAUUCAGAUUUGUUCAAUUGUUUUUGUUUUUCUGUAGCUGAAAACAAAUCCUAUGUGUAUUAUUAUUGAACUGCUGCUGAGUAUAAAAAUCCGAAAAAAAGUGGUUCACCAAACGCUGCGAGUAGGAUUCGAACCUACGCGGGAAGAUCCCAUUUGAUUUCGAGUCAAACGCCUUAACCACUCGGCCAUCGCAGCUAAAUAUCUCGGUGAUAGCUUCAAACAAAUUACUUCUCGACUUCUGUAACAAAAAUAUACUUGAAAUAUCACCAUGGUGAUUUCAAAUGUUAUACAUUUCACGAAUCCGCAAAUAACACGUCGUUCUCAACAACUUAAAAAGGCUACAAAACAAACUGGUUAUUUUUGGCUUCCCCGAAAGUCAAGCUUACGCCAGGUGAAAGGUUUAUGAGCAAUGAGGAGCAAAACAACAUCUUAAACCAUCUUAUAUAUCAUAUUGACGCCCAAAUAUAACUGAUAACGACAUGAAAAUUUUCAGCAAUAGCAAAUCACAUUUUUGAACAAAAUUUGUUUAAUAAAAUUUAAAGUAAUUGUAAUUAUUCUAAAUUGUUUUAUUGCAAAAUUUAAAAUUCAAAAUAAUAAUAUAUUUGAUUUCACAAAGUUAAUCUGACGUGAAAUAGACAAAAUAUUAAUAAUAGUUUAGAAUCUUUCAAUAUGUUGGACUGUUUAUUUAAUGGAAUUUAUUUAGUAACAAAAAACAUGUGGUUGAAA
This is a messenger RNA of Hydractinia symbiolongicarpus, 2161 nucleotides long. RefSeq names its product thialysine N-epsilon-acetyltransferase-like. The transcript has 2 exons. The coding region runs from base 606 to 1091 and encodes 161 amino acids. Gene Ontology annotation, molecular function: N-acetyltransferase activity. The record is from RefSeq and is a predicted model, not a curated record. Lineage: Eukaryota; Metazoa; Cnidaria; Hydrozoa; Anthoathecata; Hydractiniidae.